AUGAAGGCUGCCGCUGCUCUGCUCACAGUGCUCGCCACCCUGCUCCUCUUCCUGUACCUUCUGUGGCUCACAACCGAAGGGCCCUUGAGCUCCAGGGACUGGAAAGGCGAAGCCAAGAAAGCAGUCAACUUUACCCCUGAAAUGCCGGGAAAGCUCAGUUUCCCAUUUGCACCGGGCUCCGUCUUCAAAAACAGCAGCCCAAAUCUGGACAUGAAAAAGCCACUGGUAAUGAAAUGCAAAAACCUACGAGACACAUUUUGGGCUUCAUUUACAAAAAAGAAAAGGUAUUCAGAAGAUUAUUACCUUCAACUUAUUACAAAUGUACAGAAAUGCAAAUGGCAACAGCAACCUGAAGAGCAAAAGAAAUUUAGGUCAAAGCUUGCUUCUUGCUGUGAUGCCAUGCAUAACUUUGUCAUUUCUCAAAAUAACACUCCACUUGGGAGUAACAUGAGUUAUGAAACCGAAAGGACCAGCUUCCCUGUUGAAAAGGGCAUUUUUCAGAUGCUGCCAGUGUCGCAACCAUUUGUGGGGCGUUCCUUUAAUCAAUGUGCAGUGGUUGGAAAUGGGGGAAUCCUGAAGGACUCUCUCUGCGGAGCUGAAAUAGAUAAGUCUGACUUUGUUUUUAGGUGCAAUCUCCCUCCAAUAACAGGAAAAUUUAGCAAAGACGUUGGCAAUAAAACAAAUCUGGUCACUGUUAACCCUAGCAUCAUUCAGCAGAAGUAUGGUGCAUUAAAUGUAAAUAAAUCGACAUUUCUAGACAACAUGGCGGCCUAUGGAGAGGCAUUCCUUAUCCUGCCAGCAUUUUCUUUUAGGAGAAAUACUAAUAUCUCUUUUGACGUGUACCACGCACUCCAUGGUCUUAAGGCAAAGCAGAAGGCUGUAUUCUUUCAUCCCAAGUACCUGAAAAACCUUGACCAGUUCUGGAGAACCAAAGGUGUAAAGGCAUUUCGCUUGUCCUCUGGCUUAAUGAUCAUAAGUGCCGCCAUCGAACUGUGUGACAGUGUGAAGCUGUAUGGAUUUUGGCCUUUCUCUAAGACCACAAAUGGCACCCCCAUCAGCCAUCACUACUAUGACAAUGUAUUACCGAAACCUGGUUUCCAUGCAAUGCCCAUAGAAUAUAGAGAAAUUCUCCAGCUUCAUGGGAAAGGCAUUGUCAAGUUACAGUUUAGUAAAUGUGAACCCUCUUGA
Gracilinanus agilis (Agile Gracile Mouse Opossum) is the source of this 1188-nucleotide messenger RNA. It is a transcript of the gene ST8SIA6, whose product is annotated as ST8 alpha-N-acetyl-neuraminide alpha-2,8-sialyltransferase 6. Gene Ontology annotation, molecular function: alpha-N-acetylneuraminate alpha-2,8-sialyltransferase activity. Gene Ontology annotation, biological process: oligosaccharide metabolic process; N-glycan processing. Bases 1 to 1188 code for a protein of 395 amino acids. The transcript is spliced from 8 exons. NCBI's taxonomy places the organism in Eukaryota, Metazoa, Chordata, Mammalia, Didelphimorphia, Didelphidae. The record is from RefSeq and is a predicted model, not a curated record.